AUGGCAAUCCCCAAUACCCGUCACGAGGAACCUUCAGAGGAUGAGCGGACUACCAGGUUUAGUCGGGUCCGCAGAAGUCUUAACGGGCGACGUAGUGUUGACGGUCUAGCUCGAGGUGCCACUGAGAAUUCAACUGGUAACAAUGAUCUGGACGACUCACAGUAUGUCGAACCUGCUUCGACAGAGAUGUAUUCUGGUCCUGCUUCUGAAUCAGUUCCAUCUUCAUAUUCCUCUUUUCAUAUGUUUGAUCAUGCUAAUAGUGGCGGAAGAAGACUGUCAAGAUCACGUUCUGCUCAUCGGAAUUCUGAAUAUGCUCGCAACAGUUUUUCGAGAAACAGCUUUGCAGAAGACAUUGGUAGGUCCCUUUCCCAGUCACAAAAUAGCCAGUCCCAGUUAUCUUCAUCUGUCAUAAGUGUUGAAAGUCUCAACCAGCAAGCCCAAAACAGUUACUUGAAAAGAGAUCGAUCAGAGUCGCGUUCUAGUUUCCGAUUUUUUUCUUGGGAUGAGAUCGAACAUGCUCAGGGUGCCACGACUGCUGGUGAUGACAUCGAUCCAGUGGCAUAUGAUUCAUUAUCGGAAGAUAUUGCUCAACUAAUAGGCAGUGAAGACGAUAUUGAUGGGGAAGAAAGAGGAAGGGAGGGCAAUGUUGCUUUAUCGCCUAUCCUGCAUCAUGGCCACCAUCAUCGUAAGAAGUCAGGUGCUGACGAUGAUCAAAUUGAUUCUGAUGCUCAUUCUCAGAGAGGGCAUAUCUCACGUCGUCGUUCUUCGCAUUUUUAUGAGGAUGUUGGUGCCGAUGAGCCCCUGCUAGUCACGGAAUCGUUGGACGGAAGAGAACAAAAAGAAGCUGCUGAUCAUAUUGUCUAUACUAAUUCUGAGCGUCUAUUUCAGAGAUACUACAUUACAGAAGAGGACCUAGUGAUUGGAUUUGCUGGUUUUAAAACAUCUCGCAUACGUAGUUUUUUCUACGCAAUUCUUUCCAUUGGUACCCUCGGUAUAGCAUACUUGAUUUUACGGUGGUUCCCUCGAUUACGGAUUCAGUGUAUUGGAAAGCCCUGUGCACUAGGACAGUGUGACUGGGUUGUGGUUGAGAAUCAAUGGGGUGAGUUGACUAUUGUUAAUGUCAACCACCAGCGUUACGACCAAAGACUUUCCACUAUUUUCAGGACAGAUUCAGAAAAAUCUGAGCUUGCUGCUAAUGAUAGCGACAGUAGCACCGUAGAUGCAUCAGAUGAUAAUGUUGUUGUAUUUGAAGACGAAGAAGACUAUUAUGUUGAUAGCGAUCCACUUGUGCCUUCGUUAAGAUGGAUCGAGUAUAGAUAUAUCAAGUUCAUCUAUCACCCAUUCAAGGACAUUUACUUGACAAAUAAUAACUGGAUAGAUCCUAAUUGGAACGAUGUUGAAUCUGUUUCUGAAGGUUUAGACUCGGAUGUGCAGACAGAUCGUAGCCUUGUUUUUGGUGACAAUUUAAUUGACAUCAAGGAGAAAACAACCACUCAACUGUUGGUGGACGAGGUGUUGCAUCCUUUUUACGUCUUCCAAGUAUUCUCAAUGAUAUUGUGGGCUUUUGAUGAGUACUAUUAUUAUGCAUCUUGUAUCUUUUUCAUUUCAGUUAUUUCGGUCGGAAACACUCUGAUUGAAACUAAGCAAGCUUUGGCAAGAUUGAGAAAUAUUUCUAAAUUUGUCUGCGACGUUCGUGUUUUGAGAAGUGGUUUUUGGACCACCAUACCAUCUUCAGAGCUAGUUCCAGGCGAUGUUUAUGAGGUUUCAGAUCCAACUAUCUCGUCUUUACCAUGCGACUCCAUUCUGCUGUCUGGUGAUUGUAUUGUCAAUGAGAGUAUGCUGACUGGAGAGUCGGUUCCAGUAUCUAAGGUUCCGAUUACUGAUAGCUCCUUGCAAGGGAUGGUUGCUGGUAACAGUCCAAAUGGUGGAGAUGAUCUCGCCAAGCAUUAUCUAUAUAGCGGAACCAAGAUUAUCCGUGUUAGACGGCCAAAGCGCCCUCGUCAGCAAGCUCAAGGCGAGGAUUAUGAUGUGGCACUUGCAGUGGUUAUUCGUACAGGUUUUUCUACUACCAAGGGCUCCUUAGUGAGAUCCAUGUUGUUUCCAAAACCUAGUGGAUUUAAAUUUUACGAGGACUCUUUUAAAUAUAUUGGUGUCAUGGCAAUGAUUGCUUGUGUUGGAUUCAUUGUCUGUACAGUGAACUUUAUUCGCAUGAACCUGCCUACCCACUUGAUUGUUUUUAGAGCUCUCGACAUGAUUACUAUUGUGGUCCCUCCUGCCCUACCUGCCACCCUGACUAUUGGAACUAACAUUUCCCUGGCAAGACUGAGGCAAAAGUCCAUUUUCUGUAUUUCGCCAAAUCGUGUGAAUGUGGGUGGAAAGUUGGAUGUCGUGUGUUUUGAUAAAACUGGUACAUUGACAGAAGACGGUUUAGACGUGCUAGGUAUCCACUUGCUUGCAAAAGAAAAAUUCAGCCCUCUUUAUUCUAGUCUUGCUAGUAGUCAGGGUCCUGAGUCGCUAGAAAUGACCAAUGCUCUAACCACAUGUCAUUCUCUUCGGUCUGUUGAUGAUGAAUUGAUUGGAGACCCAUUGGAUGCAAAAAUGUUUGACUUUUCGGGAUGGCAAUUCAAAGAAGAAGAAGGACAUGGUGCUCAUAGUCGAGUUUCCAUUUCUCCUGAUGGCAAGACUGUCCUAACAGCAUUGAAGACGUUUGAGUUUAUCUCCCAACUUCGUAGAAUGAGCGUUCUAGCUAAAAGACAAGAUGGUUCAUUAUCCAUAUAUUGCAAGGGUGCUCCUGAAGUUAUGGAUCAAGUCUGUGAUAGAGACAGUUUCCCUGUUGAUUACCAGGAACUUCUUCAUCAAUACACACAUAGAGGGUAUCGAGUGAUUGCAGUUGCUGGUAAGAAGAUUCGCAUUGAAGAUGAUUCUAACAUUGAUGUUGCAACGGCAGAUAUUGUGGCCAAUCUCCGACGUGAAGACGCAGAGCGAGAAUUACAAUUCAUUGGUUUUAUUAUUUUCGAGAACAAACUGAAGCCUACGACUGCUCGAGUUAUUCAAAAGCUUGAAGAAGCCAAGAUUCGUACUAUUAUGUGUACUGGUGAUAAUGUUUUGACCGCUAUUAGUGUUGCUCGGGAAUGUUACAUGAUCCCUGAUAAGACAGUUGUUUUCGCGCCUCACUUUGUUGAACAAACACAAUCAGAAGAAUACAGUACUCUUCCUAUACAGGAAGAAGUGACCUUGAGAUGGGAAAGCAUUGAUGAUCCAACUAUUGUUUUGAACGCACAAAUGAGACCACUAGAUCAGACUAUGCGAAACUAUUCGCUUGCGGUUACUGGUGAUGUCUUUAGAUAUAUUGUGAAGAAUGGUAGUGAUGAGCAGCUGGAACAGAUGCUUAUCAAGGGCAGUAUUUUCGCACGUAUGUCGCCUGAUGAAAAGCAUGAAUUGGUGGAGAGGUUACAACAAAUUGGAUACACCACUGGUUUCUGUGGUGAUGGUGCUAAUGACUGUGGUGCUUUAAAGGCAGCUGAUGUGGGUAUUUCAUUGUCUGAAGCAGAAGCUAGUGUUGCAGCUCCUUUCACCUCGCGAAAGUUUGAAAUUGACUGUGUAUUGGAUGUUAUUGGAGAAGGACGUUGUGCUCUAGCUACCAGUUUUUCGUGCUUCAAGUACAUGAGUUUGUAUAGUGCAAUCCAGUUUGUCUCUGUCAGCAUUUUAUAUGGUUUUGGAUCUAAUCUAGGCGAUUUCCAGUUUUUGUGGAUCGACUUGUUCCUUAUUUUGCCUAUUGCAAUUUUCAUGGCUUGGUCUAAGCCUUUCCCAGUUCUAAGCCGAAAGCGUCCCACUGCCAACCUUGUCUCUCGUAAGGUUCUUGUACCUCUUGUGGGCGAAAUUGUGAUCCUUGCCACUUUUCAAAUAAUCAUUUGGAUGUUUGCCCGUGAUCAACCCUGGUACAUUCCUCCUAAGAUUGGUGGUGAAGAUUCUGAAGUUGCAAGUACUGAUAAUACUGCCCUGUUCAUGACGUCGUGCUUCCAAUACAUUUUCACUGCUAUAGUCUUAUCAGUUGGUCCUCCUUACCGCGAGCCUUUGUACAAGAACUACCCAUUCCUUAUUACUGUUGGGGUGGCUGUAGCACUGUCGAUAUCCCUACUUUUUGUUGAUCCCGACGGAUGGUUUGGCAACCUCAUGACAUUGUCAUAUACUCCUCUUUCGUUCAAAGGAAUUCUUGUAGCAUUUGCUACUGUCAAUUUCCUUGCCUCUUGGAUUGCCGAUCGUGCAAUUUUCCCAGUUAUUGCUAGAUGUCUAAUGAACCUUCGCAAGUCUUUUGGUUAUGUCAAAACUCGCAAGAGAUAUAAGGUUCUUAAUGACCAGCUAAAGGAACCUAUCGUAUAA
Sugiyamaella lignohabitans is the source of this 4380-nucleotide messenger RNA. It is a transcript of the gene YPK9, whose product is annotated as Ypk9p. Gene Ontology annotation, biological process: intracellular calcium ion homeostasis. The record is from RefSeq and is a predicted model, not a curated record. Gene Ontology annotation, molecular function: ATP binding; ATP hydrolysis activity; P-type ion transporter activity. Lineage: Eukaryota; Fungi; Ascomycota; Dipodascomycetes; Dipodascales; Trichomonascaceae. Gene Ontology annotation, cellular component: membrane. The transcript has a single exon. The coding region runs from base 1 to 4380 and encodes 1459 amino acids.